Messenger RNA from Didymodactylos carnosus, 267 nucleotides. Lineage: Eukaryota; Metazoa; Rotifera; Eurotatoria; Philodinida; Philodinidae. The record is from the annotation of a GenBank genome assembly.
AUGUAUAUCCAUCUCCGUCCUCCGAAACAAUUGCAUUUACGUAAUAUCAGUACCACCAAUGACCUUCGAAAAAGAUUAUCUGAAAAACAAUGGAAUAAUUAUGUUAAAGCCACUAAUAAAGCAUUAGAAAAAGAACAACUUCGUCAACAAUACCCACCAUAUGAAAUUAAACAGUAUUUACAAACAAGAACACUUAUCAAUUACCAAACCAGUAUUGAAGAAUUGAAUACCAUCAUAUACAAAAAACACCGUUCAUUAUUGUUUUGA